Indicator indicator is the source of this 3196-nucleotide messenger RNA. RefSeq names its product transcription initiation factor TFIID subunit 4-like. Gene Ontology annotation, biological process: transcription initiation at RNA polymerase II promoter; DNA-templated transcription. NCBI's taxonomy places the organism in Eukaryota, Metazoa, Chordata, Aves, Piciformes, Indicatoridae. The record is from RefSeq and is a predicted model, not a curated record. Gene Ontology annotation, cellular component: transcription factor TFIID complex. The coding region runs from base 1 to 3171 and encodes 1056 amino acids. The transcript has 15 exons. Gene Ontology annotation, molecular function: protein heterodimerization activity; DNA binding; RNA polymerase II general transcription initiation factor activity.
AUGGCGGCGGGCGCCUCGGACCCCCUGGAAGAGAUGCUGCUCUUCUCCGAGGAGGUGGACGAGAAGGCGGUCAGCGACCUGGUGGGCUCCUUGGAAUCGCAGCUGGCCGGCGGCCGGGGCUCCGCCGAGGCGCACCAGCCCAGGACCUCCGCUCCGUCCCAGCAGCAGCAGCCGCUGCAGCAGCAGCAGCAGGGGAGCCUAGCGGGGGGCAGCAGCCCCGUCCGGCAGCAGCAAGGGCAUCCCGUGCCUUCUCCUAUUGCCGGGACAGAGGAGGCGGCGGCGUGCCCCGGAGCCGCGGAGAGCCGAGCGCCUGCCCAGGGGCCGCUCCCGUCCCUGUCCCCCCCGGCGGCGGCAGCGGCGGCGGCAGCGGCGGCGGUGGCAGGGAGGGGAGUGAGUGUAAACAGUAGUAGUGUGCAGCAAUCACAUGGAGCGGCUCUCCUCAGCAGCGGCGGCAGUAGCAGCCCCGGCGCGCCCGCCGCCCUUGCCCCGCCGCAGCCCGCUGCCCCCCCGGCCUCCGCCGCCUCUGCCCAGCCUGUCAACAACCAUGUGGGUGCCGGCGCCGCUGCCCGGGACGCGGGGAGCCCCAGCCCCAGUGGCAGCCCGCCCGCUGCCGACAGCACUCCUUCGCAACGCGGAGAGGCCGCGACCGCCGCGGGAGGGAACGGGACCCCGGCGGGAGGCGGCGGGCCGGUGGGAGCGGCGGCGGGCACCGCCGCCGCCACCGCGCCGCUCCCCGGCGAGGCGGCGCCCAACGGGGAGGGCGCCGGGGGCCGGCCGGCGGCAGUCCCACCAGUCAGCAGCCACGGCAGAGUCGACGCCGCCACAGCUCAGCCCAAGCCCGCGCACGGCCCGCUCCCCGCAGUAAACGCACUCAGUAACAACGCCAGCCCAGCUGCCGGCGCGACCGCCCCGCCGGGACAAGGCUCGGUCGUCAACUGUGCCCCGCCGGCCCCCGCUGCCCCUGGCGCCGCGCCCAAGCCUGCGAUCGGCGCCCCGGGCGUCGCCAAGGCGGGCGCUACCCUGCCCGUCGCCCCCGCGGCUCCCCAGGCUCUGUCGCCCAGGCCGGCGCUGGGCGCUGCCCCCAGGAUCGUGGCCCCGCAGCUGAUCGUGAGGCCGCCGCAGCAGACCACCAUCCAGCUGCCCCCCGGCUUCACUAUCCCGCCUGGUAUGGUCUUGGUGCGCACAGAUGCUGGCCAGCUUGUCAUGGUGCCUCAGCAGGCUCUAGCCCAGGCUCAAAUGCAGGCUCAGGUGCAAACACAGGCCCAGGGUCCUGCCAGCAUUUCACCCAGGCUCUCAGUGCCCACCACUGGCCCUGUUUUUCGCCUGUCAACAGCUCAGCAGCCAACUUCUGUAGCCACCUCUACUGUCCGCCUGGGACUCCCUGUGCAAGCCAAAGUUGUGCAGUCAACUCCUGCCCCUGUCAGUGCUACAUCUGCUGCCACGCUGCCAGGAGCCUCUAUUCUUGCACACACCACAGUAUCAGUAGCUACAACGAGUGCUCAAAAUGUAUUUAAGACAACAGUAGCAACUGGAACAUCAGCUUCUCAGCAACCUGCAGUCAUUACUGGUGGGCAGACUCAAGCUUCAGCACAAACCCAGGGUCAGCCUCGGCUGCCACUUCCACCUCACACAGCAGCACAAGUACCAGCACAGCCCCAGGUCAUACCAAGCUCUCCUGUACCUGGAACUACAGUUGUAUCACAGGAAAUGCAAGAGAAUGUGAAAAAAUGCAAAAACUUUUUAGCUACCCUUAUAAAACUUGCUUCUCAUAAUUCACCAUCUCCAGAAACCUCCCGCAAUGUGAAAGCUCUGGUUCAAGAUUUGUUGGAUGCAAAGAUUGAUCCAGAAGAAUUUACAGGCCGCCUUCAGUCAGAACUCAAAUCAUCUCCUCAGCCAUAUCUUGUACCUUUCCUUAAGAAAAGCCUCCCUGCAUUGAGACAAUCUUUACUGAACAGUCAACACUCAGUUUUGCAAGGACAGCCGUCUCAGCAACCGAUUCAGCAAACCAAGCUCUCACAAGUUAUACCUCAGUCUGCCUCUGGAAGCAUUUCCUCUGUUGUCACCACACAGACAAUAGGAAUAAGGCAACCAAACAACAUUUGCACAGUCUCUGUAUCAAAUACAGUGCAGCCUCCUCAGGUUAAGGUGGUACAGUCAAAUCAGAGUUCUCAACUGCAGAUUAUCCAGUCCACAUCUGCUCAAACUGUGAAACGAAACCCUGCUUGCCAGACUACCCAGAUUAGGAUGCCAGUGGUAAUAACUCAGACCAUUAGACCACAAGGCACAGUAGGGAAGGCACCAACAAUACAAGCCAGCAAAAGUCCUGGGGGCUUUGGUGUUCAGGUCUCUGCAAAUCAGAAAAACAAGCUGAAUGACCCUGGAGGUGGUUCUUUCAGAGAUGAUGAUGACAUCAAUGACGUGGCCUCUAUGGCUGGUGUUAAUCUCAGUGAGGAGAGUGCCCGAAUCAUGGCUACCAACUCUGACCUGGUUGGAACCCAGAUACAGUCCUGUAAAGAUGAGCCCUUUCUUGCUGCUGGACCUCUACACAAGCGCAUACUUGAAACGGCUAAAAAACUAGGAAUUACUGAUGUGCCAGCUGAAGUGGUUACUUUUAUUUCCCAUGCAACACAGAACAGAUUAAGAACAGUGAUAGAAAAAGUAACAGUGAUAACACAGCACCGAAUGGAAUCGUACAAAGAUGAUGAGUGGUAUGAACAAGCUACAGACGUCCGGUCACAGUUGAAGUUUUUUGAGCAGUUGGAGCGCUUAGAGAAGCAAAGGAAAGAUGAACAGGAAAGGGAAAUCUUGCUAAAGGCUGCUAAGAGUCGCUCAAGGCAAGAAGACCCAGAGCAAGCCAGACUGAAACAAAAAGCAAAGGAGAUGCAGCAGCAGGAACUUGCACAGAUGAGGCAGAGGGAUGCCAAUCUCACCGCGCUGGCGGCUAUCGGUCCCCGCAAGAAACGGAAGCUUGAUUCACCUGGGCUGCUGACCAUAGGAGGAGAGGGCCUGAGCAUGUCUGGUGGCAGCCAGGCUGGCCUGGGGACUCCCUCGUCGCGGCAGUAUGCACGGCAGAAGAUAACGCGCGUAAACCUCAGGGACUUCAUCUUCUACAUGGAGCAGGAGCCAGAGACCAGCCGCUCUCUGCUGCUCUACAGAGCUCUGCUGAAGUGAAGCCAAGAAUUCUUCUUCUUUCUCC